AUGGCCUCAACGACCGACGGCCGGAACUCUCCGUACGACAAGACGAUGUUGGGCCACCAGCGGGAGCUCAGUUCAUCCAAGGAGGCACCAGCAUUCCACCAGCGCUUCAAACGGCAUUUGACAAGCGAGAUUCGAGUCGAUCUUCUCGCCGAAACCGAGCUCCUAAUCCUCACUUUCUGUACGGGUAUUCAAGAUGCCACAACCUUUCCCGACUACCACUGCUUCGCCUCCAAUCAGACAGGAAACACAGUCAUGCUGGCAAUGGCUGUCCUGUUGCCCGAGGUGACCGGCGAACUGUUCGUGACACAAAACAUCGGGGUCGCCCUGGGAUUCUUCCUUGCUGCAGGAUGGGUGACGGGCCAACUAGGACACAUAAUAGGGCCCCGAUCGCGUCUUUGGAUCGUCUUCUGCAACCUCAUCCAGUCGCUACUUGUGUUCGUUGCCGCUGCCAUUCAGUUCGUAUACGGGGUCGACCUGGAAAGCGGAAGGACCAUGAUUGUCAUCGGGCUGUUGGCGUUCGCAGCUGGUAGCCAGGUCGUCCUCUCAAGAGCUUUAGCCAUCACCGAGAUCAGUACAGCAAUGGCAACAGCGGCUUGGGUAGAUCUCUUGGUCGACCCCAACCUCUUUGCUGCCAAAAAUCGACCUCGAAACCGCCGAGCCAGCUUCCUCGCUGCCAUUGUAGCGGGAGCUUUCUUCGGCGCAGGCAUCUACCGGAGUGCGGGUUCGGCAACGGCGGUCUUGCUGUCGGGUGUUGGCAAGCUCGUCGUGACUCUGAUGUUCUUGUUGAACAAGGCAGAGAGACUACAGAAGGUUGAAACCACCGUGUGA
Cladophialophora yegresii CBS 114405 is the source of this 828-nucleotide messenger RNA. RefSeq lists its product as uncharacterized. NCBI's taxonomy places the organism in Eukaryota, Fungi, Ascomycota, Eurotiomycetes, Chaetothyriales, Herpotrichiellaceae. The coding region runs from base 1 to 828 and encodes 275 amino acids. The transcript has a single exon. The record is from RefSeq and is a predicted model, not a curated record.